AUGGAUUAUCUACAAUUCAGGUCUGAACCUUCAGGCAGACAUAAGAACAAGAAACAUAUAAUAAUUGUCGGAGCUGGUAUAAUCGGAGUUUGCACAGCUUAUUUCAUCACAAAACAUCCGAAAUUUGAUUCGGACAAAUAUCAUAUAACUAUUAUUGAAAGUAAAAGAGUUGCUGGAGGAGCAAGUGGGAAAGCUGGUGGAUUAUUAGCAUUAUGGGCAUUCCCUGAACAAAUCGUAUCAUUAUCAUUCAAUUUACAUCAAAAAUUAGCUAAUGAAUAUAAUGGAGAAGAAGAAUGGGGGUAUAGAAGAUUAACUACAGUUUCAUUAGAAGGUGAUAUAUCAAAAAUAAAAUCAGAAUCAAAUGGUCCUAAAAAAUCACGAAAUACAAGAUCAUCAUCUGUUAUACUGUUAGAAAGUCAAGGAAAAACUUUACCAUCCAGUUUAAAUUGGAUAAAUUCUGAAGUGAUUACAAAUUGUUCCACAUUAGGAGGUACAGAUACAACAGCUCAAGUACAUCCUUAUAAAUUUACAAAUUUCAUAUUAAGAAAAGCAGUAGAAAGUGGAGCAAUAGAAUUAAUAUUGGGUAAAGUUGAAGAAAUUACAUAUUCAGAAGAAACUGGUACAGCAACUGGAGUUAAAUAUCAACCUACUUCAAUAAAAGAUGGAGAUAAAUAUGAUAAACAAAUAGAAUUGAAAGCUGAUCAAACAGUACUAACAGUUGGUCCAUGGACUUCAAAAAUUUUACCAGAUUGUCCUAUUUCAGGAUUACGUGCACAUUCAAUAACUAUAGCUCCUUUUAAAGAUCAACCAGUAAGUCCAUAUGCUAUUUUCACAGAAUUUAAAGUUGGUCCUAAUUCAUAUAUAUCACCUGAAAUAUAUGCAAGACAAGACGAAGUAUAUGUAUGUGGAGAAGGAGAUUCAGCGGUUGAUGUACCAGAAACUACAGAUGAUGUUGAAGUUGUACGAUCUAAAUGUGAUGAAUUAUAUAAACAAGUAAGUAAAAUAUCUCCUAAUUUAGCAAAAGGUCAUAUUUUAAGACGUCAAGCUUGUUAUUUACCUGUUUUGGAUGUUCCUUCAUCAAGUGGUCCACUAAUAGGUGAAACUAAUGUCACAAAUUUAUUUUUAGCUUCUGGUCAUUCAUGUUGGGGUAUAAAUAAUGCUCCAGGUACAGGUAAAAUAAUGAGUGAAUUAUUAUUAGAUGGUAAAGUAAAACUGGCUGAUAUUACAAGUUUAGAUCCUUCUUUUUAUUUUGAUGCCAGUGUAAUACUAGAAUGA
This is a messenger RNA of Lodderomyces pseudojiufengensis, 1275 nucleotides long. RefSeq lists its product as uncharacterized. Bases 1 to 1275 code for a protein of 424 amino acids. Gene Ontology annotation, biological process: retrograde transport, endosome to Golgi. Lineage: Eukaryota; Fungi; Ascomycota; Pichiomycetes; Serinales; Debaryomycetaceae. The transcript has a single exon. Gene Ontology annotation, molecular function: oxidoreductase activity. Gene Ontology annotation, cellular component: cytoplasm; late endosome. The record is from RefSeq and is a predicted model, not a curated record.